Molecule: messenger RNA, 795 nt
Organism: Didymosphaeria variabile
Lineage: Eukaryota; Fungi; Ascomycota; Dothideomycetes; Pleosporales; Didymosphaeriaceae
Gene: MRM2
Product: 2' O-ribose methyltransferase
Exons: 4
Coding region: 1-795 (264 amino acids)
Biological process (GO): RNA methylation
Cellular component (GO): mitochondrion
Molecular function (GO): rRNA (uridine-2'-O-ribose)-methyltransferase activity
Source: RefSeq, a predicted model, not a curated record
AUGUGCGACAAGUUGAACGAGAAGCAUAAGCUAUUCAAACAGGGCCAGACGGUGGUCGACUUGGGUUUUGCGCCUGGAUCAUGGUCUCAGGUUGCCGUAAACAAAACCUCACCUGGCGGCCGCGUCAUCGGAAUCGAUCUGAUACCAGCUCAGCCCCCUCGCGGCGUCUCCACGAUUCAAGGGAACUUCCUCUCCCCCACUAUACAAGCUGAAGUGCGAGCCUACGUGCAAGACCCCGAUCUCGGUCGCCCUCGAAAGCAAGUCUUGUCACAUAAAGAUGCCGGAAUGACAGAAGAAGAACUGGACGAGAUGGAGAAAGGCUAUGUUGAUAUCGAGCGGCAUGCACAUCUCGAGGGAGUUGAGGCAGAGUCCAUCGGACAAGCACGCAAGGACGGCGACGCCAGCGAAGGCUCAAAUUCGAAGCUUUCACUGAAGGAACGAGACGAGCGUCAAGGCAGAGUCGUGGACGUGGUGCUCUCAGACAUGUCAGAACCCUGGGACCAGACUACUGGAUUUUACAAAAAGAGCUUGAGUGACCCGUAUAUCAGGUUGAUGAACACGUCCGGCAUUGCAUUCAAGGACCACGCCGGCAGCAUGGACCUAUGUAUGGCGGGCUUGACCUUUGCAUUCGAUACACUACGCACUGGCGGCCACUAUAUGUGCAAGUUCUACCAGGGGUCCGAAGACAGAGCGCUCGAGACGAAGCUGAAGCGUCUGUUUGCGAAAGUAGUCCGAGAGAAGCCGGACUCUUCACGCAGCGUACGUCUGGCAGGCACCACUACUUCCCAUCGCUAA